AUGCGAUCAAGGGGGGUUACACUUGUUCAAUUAAAGUCUGCAAUGGGUAAAAGAACUAAGAAAGUUGGUAUUUGUGGAAAGUAUGGAACAAGAUACGGAUCUUCGCUGCGUAAGAUCGUGAAGAAGAUCGAGAUUAGUCAGCAUGGAACCUACACUUGCGCCUUCUGCGGAAAGAACACCGUCAAGAGAACUUGCGUCGGUAUUUGGGAAUGCAAGAAGUGCAAGAAGGUCGUUGCUGGAGGUGCUUGGUCCAUCUCUACCCCCACUGCCCUUACAGUGAGAUCUUCUAUUCAGAGACUUCGUCGUUCCAAGAACGAGGCUUAAGGAUUGAGUCCGGGAAUUGGAACUGAAUCUGUACGGCGACCCUUAUGCAA
Molecule: messenger RNA, 374 nt
Organism: Blastocystis hominis
Lineage: Eukaryota; Bigyra; Opalinata; Blastocystidae
Product: Ribosomal protein L37ae
Exons: 4
Coding region: 1-324 (107 amino acids)
Biological process (GO): translation
Cellular component (GO): ribosome
Molecular function (GO): structural constituent of ribosome
Source: RefSeq, a predicted model, not a curated record